Molecule: messenger RNA, 1652 nt
Organism: Branchiostoma belcheri (Belcher's lancelet)
Lineage: Eukaryota; Metazoa; Chordata; Leptocardii; Amphioxiformes; Branchiostomatidae
Product: retinol dehydrogenase 16-like
Exons: 7
Coding region: 92-1084 (330 amino acids)
Molecular function (GO): oxidoreductase activity
Source: RefSeq, a predicted model, not a curated record
GUGACUUCAGGCAGGUCAGAGGUCAUACCUGUCGUAUUUUACUUCCGCCUGAGGCAACUUCACAACAACUGGUCAGACUGAUAAAAGAAAGAUGGAGGUUGCCACGGUGUUGUUACUGCUGAUCAUCGCUACCGUUGUGUACAACGUCUACAAAUGGUACCGGGAACGGGAACGGAUUGAAAAGGUAACGGAUAAGUCCGUCCUCAUCACUGGCUGUGACACGGGGUUCGGCUUCGGGCUGGCGCAGCGGCUGGACGGGCUCGGGUUCCGGGUGUUCGCGGCGUGCCUUACCGAGGCGGGGGUCGGCUCUGUCCGGGCCGCCUGCUCGGAGCGGACCGUGCCGGUCAUCAUGGACGUCUCGCAGCACGACAGCGUGGAAAAAUGCUUCGAGACGGUGAAGACUGCUAUCGGACAAGGAGGUCUAUGGGGAGUGGUGAAUAACGCAGGUGUGAGUGGAGGUGGUUUACCCGUGGCGGAGCUGUGUUCACUCGACAACUAUCGCCAGGCCCUGGACGUCAACCUGCUCGGCACCGUGGACGUCUCACUCACCUUCCUCCCGCUUCUCAAGAGAUGCGGAGGACGACUUGUGAACGUGUCCAGCGCCAUGGCUCGUUUCGCCACCAGACUGGGCCCGUACUGCACCUCCAAGUUCGCCAUUGAAGGCUUCUCCGACUCGCUAAGGCGAUCCCUGUCCAAGUCGUUCGGCGUUUCUGUGCACUUGAUCGAGCCAGGAGGCUACAAGACCCAGCUGGUAGAUCCCGACAGGGCCCGAGCGGAGUUCACGAACGCCUGGCAGCGACUUCCAGCGGAACUGCAGGAAGAAUAUGGCGAGGAGUACCGCGACCAAGUGAUGGAAAAGGUGAUAGAGUCCUUCGGACAGCACGUCUCCUCGAAAAUCUAUGAAGUCAUCGAUGCCAUGGAGCAUGCGCUGUGCGCAGCCAAUCCGCGCAGCCGUUACGUGGUUGGCGUCGACGCCAUGUUGUUGCUUAUCCCGUUGUCAUGGUUACCGACCUCCAUAGGCGAUGCCAUAUUCUGUAGUGCUCAAAAGCCGCCCGUGCCUGCUGCGCUGAAGAAAUCCCACUAAUGACACUAUGUUGUGUGUGUGUGUGUGGGGGGGGGGGGUAUAAUGGUUGUACAUAUCACGGAAGAUACUCACUACUUAUGGCAUACUCAAGGUUUAUUUUUGGCAACGUUUCUGGCGGUGCCUUCUUUGUUUUUUUUAUAGUGUUCUUAGAUACGACUUAAGGUGUGCAGUUUUUUUUCUUUUCUUGGUGUGUAUGUAGAGGAAUAUUUCCAGAAACUCUUGUGAACACAGUGUAUACGUCAAAGCAUAAUACCUUAUACAAGAAGCCUUUUUUUAGCUGAGGUUUUUUUAUCAUGUUGAAAAUCUGAUACGUAGACUCUUAGUUUUUGCAUCAUGUUUUUCAUUUUGUUCAAAACUUGGUUUGUAAAUAAUCAUUAUAACAUAUUAAAAGGUAAUAGCAUGAAACCAUAACAUUUGUGUUCUGGAUGUUGUUUACAGGCUUAUGGUAAAUAAAUUUUGUGGGGCAAUUCUUUAAGAAUGACUACUAAGAUGUGCCCUGCAAUUGUGCGUAAAUGCUGGGUUUUCUAGUUUCUUGAAGUGGACAUGGCAGUUACUAAAAUUUUAUUUU